AUGGAAGGAGACAACGUACCUGUUUCUCAGCUUUGCGAGAAUGUAAAUACUCUGAGCCUCAACUCCGACGCUCAAAACGCCGAGACAGAGACAUUUGAGCGCUCAGGCGAUAUCAUCCUUGAGUUCCUACGUACGAACGUGCCGGAGUUCGCCAGGCUCAGCGCAGUUCGAAAAAAGGGAUGGGAAAACCCAGCCGGCGACACAUACUUCCGCAAGCAACGGGAGGCUGCAGACCAUGCCGACGAAAAGUUGUCAGCGGUCUUUUACAACAUGAUGAAAGGCAUAGGGACUGAGCUGCACCGAAAGACCCAGGCGUUGAAGAUCAAGGGGCCAGCACUGGGACAGAAGCGCAUCUUGGAUAUGUGCAUGGCGCCUGGAGGGUUCCUCGCGGUGGCUCUCGAGAAGAAUCCAGAUGCACACGCUCUUGGUUUUAGUCUCCCCGUCUCGCAGGGCGGGCACAAGCCUUUGCUCCCACCCAGCAGAAACGUGGACGUCAAGUUCAUGGACAUCACGAUGUUGGCGCAGGAUAUGGGGGUUACAGACAUUCCAUCAGAUCACCCUGACUCUGGCAACUUCAUCUCGCAGCAGCUGGGCCCACAAGACAAGUUCCAUCUCAUCCUCUGUGACGGGCAGGUUCUUCGCCAGCACGGGGAGUUCAGGGCGCAGUACCGAGAGAAAUGCGAAGCGCGGCGAUUGACGGUCACCCAACUUGCCAUUGGGCUAGAGCACCUUCAGCCGGGCGGCACAAUGGUUGUUUUGCUGCACAAGGUCGAAGCAUGGGAUACCGUACUUCUGUUGCGGGACUUCAGCAAAUUCUCAACCGUCCGGCUUUUCAAGCCUUCGAGGAGCCACGCAAAGCGCUCAUCAUUCUACAUGAUUGCGAGCAAAGUCCAGAGUCAGAGCGCGGCGGCUGCUGUGGCCGUCAAGGUGUGGAAAGAGGUCUGGAGGGUUUCCACAUUUGAUUUGAAUGGGGAGAUGAAGCACAGCUGGCGAGAGGAGGAGCCGAGUGCGAAAGACGUGAUUGAUGAGUUUGGGGAUCAGCUCAUCAGGCUAGGCAGAAAUGUUUGGAAAACUCAGGCUGAGGCGCUGGAGAGGGCUACGUUCAUCAAAGGAUGA
Molecule: messenger RNA, 1116 nt
Organism: Colletotrichum siamense
Lineage: Eukaryota; Fungi; Ascomycota; Sordariomycetes; Glomerellales; Glomerellaceae
Exons: 2
Coding region: 1-1116 (371 amino acids)
Biological process (GO): methylation
Molecular function (GO): methyltransferase activity
Source: RefSeq, a predicted model, not a curated record